Molecule: messenger RNA, 942 nt
Organism: Oryzias melastigma (Indian medaka)
Lineage: Eukaryota; Metazoa; Chordata; Actinopteri; Beloniformes; Adrianichthyidae
Product: high choriolytic enzyme 1
Exons: 8
Coding region: 71-844 (257 amino acids)
Biological process (GO): proteolysis
Molecular function (GO): metalloendopeptidase activity; zinc ion binding
Source: RefSeq, a predicted model, not a curated record
UAUAAAGUGAGCGGAUCUAGAGCAGAAUAUAAGCAAGAGUUUGAUGAGUUGGACACUAUAGUGUGACCACAUGGAUUCCCUCAGGUUGAGUGUUGCCAUCCUUCUGGCCGUUUCCACCUGCUCCUGGGCCGCAGAGAAGGAACUGUCCGUCUCUGAGCUCCUGUGGAAGGCCAACAAGGACGUCGUUCGUAGAGGAGACGAGCCCUUUGUGGUGGAUGACAUUGCUUAUGUCAGUGAAUCUGACAGGAACGCUGACCAGUGCACGUCCAGCAGCUGCUUAUGGCCCAAAUCUGCUGAUGGAAGGGUGUACAUACCCUAUGUGAUCGCUAACCAUUACACUUCUAGUGAGCUCCAAGUCAUUGAGCGCGGCCUGCAGUCGUUCUCUGAGGUUUCCUGCAUCCGAUUUGUCCCUUAUUCUGGCCAGAGAGACUACAUUCACAUCCAGUCACAAAGCGGCUGUUACUCCUACGUCGGCCGCAUCGGCUAUGGUCAGGAGCUGUCGUUGAGCCGUCAGGGCUGCAUCUACCACAACACAGUUCAGCAUGAACUGCUCCACGCCCUCGGCUUCCACCACGAGCAAUGUCGCUCUGACAGGGACCAAUACAUCCGGGUCCUGUGGGAGAACAUCCAGUCCGGUUUGGAGUACGCCUUUGAUAAACUCAACACUGUGAACCUGGACACCUCUUACGACUACAACUCUGUCAUGCAGUACCACAGAUAUGCCUUCUCUGCAAACAACAAGCCCACCAUGGAGCCCUAUCCUGAUCCUAACGUUCCUUUUGGCACAGCUACCCAGAUGAGCAACAACGACAUCACCAGACUGAACCGGCUGUACAAAUGUUGAACUGUGAUGACUCCAGGCGUUCUUUGUCAAGCUCUAUUGGACAUUUUUGAUUCAGCGUCAUCACUCUAACAAUAAAGCAAUGAACUUUUGAGCCAAAA